AUGCCCUCCUCCUACGAAACAAGCUCAGGCCCGAAUCUGUCCGAGAAGCCAGACUUGACUGCCCCAAAUAAUGCUGUUCCUGGCGACAGUAGCCAGACCGGAUCCGUUGAUGUUGAAGAUGUCGGUGAGGUCUUCCAACAAGCCCAAUACCGGGCUCUCGGCUGGAAACGCACAGUCAUCAUCUUGAUGAAGCUGUGUUUCGCGACCGGCGUUUUGACCAUUCCGUCAGCAUUUAGCGCAGUGGGAUAUGGGCCGGGAAUUAUUCUCCUUGUGAGCUGGGGAACCCUCACGACUUAUUACGCCUACGUCAUGUACGCCUUCAGAAUGCGGUAUCCCGGUGUGCACAAUAUCGCCGAUGCCGCUGCCCUAAUGGGUGGCCCCGUGGCUCGCGAAGUCACAGGCGGUCUGUUUCUUUUGACUUGGGUGCUAGCUUCUGGUUCUGGCUUUGUUGGCCUGGCGGAAGGAUUCAAGACACUCUCUAACCGCCCAGUCUGCAACAUCGUUUGGACUCUCGUCGCAGCAACGUGUACUGCACUAAUCUCCAGUAUUCCAACGCUUGGAAGAUUGUCGAUUCUGGCAUGGAUUGGGUUUGCCUCGAUAUUCACGGCCGUAUUCAUUGUGGUAGUUGGCGUUACUCAGGUCGAUAGACCAGCCGCUGCUCCUCAGGAGGGUCCUUAUGAUAUGGAGGUUCACUCCGUUGGUGCUCCUGCGUUUGUUCCUGGGGUAGUUGCCACCAUCAAUCUCUUCGUUGGCUAUGGCUCGACACCUACCUUUAUGCCAGUCAUUGCGGAAAUGAGAAGCCCAAGGUCGUUCACCAAAUCGCUUUUCUCGUCUCAAAUUUUCCUAGGCGCAUGCUACGUCUCUUUUGGGACCGUCGUCUACAUUUAUUGUGGCAAGUAUGUCGCCAGCCCUUCACUGGGGAGCGCAGGCGGAACGUUGGAGAAGAUAGCCUACGGCAUUUCCAUUCCCGGCUUCGUCAUGACUACCACGCUAUGGGUCCAUCUGGCCGCCAAGUUUUUGCUUGUUCGCAUUCUCCGUAACUCGAUUCAUCUGCAGAACAAGAGUUUCGUUCACUGGGCUACAUGGCUUGGAUCAACCUUGGGAAUCAGUGCACUUGCCUUCGUCAUUGCCGAAGCAGUGCCAUUUUUCAGUUACCUGGUUGGUCUCAUCGGCUCUAUCUGCUGCAUGCCAACAUGUCUUAUUAUUCCUGCGUUUAUGGGACUGUACAUGGAUUGGGAAGUGCGGUCCUUGAGUAAAGCAAAGAUGGGUCUGUGUUUAUUGCAUUGCUUCACGGUGGUUUUGGCAUCUUUCAUGACCGUGGCUGGAACGUAUACCACUAUUCAGAGCAUCGUUGAUGCUUACAAAUCCGUGUAA
This is a messenger RNA of Colletotrichum aenigma, 1374 nucleotides long. RefSeq names its product N amino acid transport system protein (gene mtr-10). Gene Ontology annotation, cellular component: vacuolar membrane. Gene Ontology annotation, molecular function: amino acid transmembrane transporter activity. The record is from RefSeq and is a predicted model, not a curated record. The coding region runs from base 1 to 1374 and encodes 457 amino acids. The transcript has 11 exons. Gene Ontology annotation, biological process: amino acid transmembrane transport. NCBI's taxonomy places the organism in Eukaryota, Fungi, Ascomycota, Sordariomycetes, Glomerellales, Glomerellaceae.